Rotaria sp. Silwood1 is the source of this 2772-nucleotide messenger RNA. Lineage: Eukaryota; Metazoa; Rotifera; Eurotatoria; Philodinida; Philodinidae. The record is from the annotation of a GenBank genome assembly.
AUGAUGUUAAAGAAAUUAGUUAAUAAUCCUCGAAUAUUUUUAACAGUCGUUGCAAAACGUUCAUUAAAUAUUCAAUCUAUUGAUCAUAAUCUUGGUGAUCGAAUGAAAAUGUUAAAUGAUAAUAAACAAUAUUUACAAACAUUAGAAUUAAUCGAUAAACAUAUAAAUAAUAUUGAAAAAUGUUCAAACUGGAUUAUUAUACAAACUCUAAAAGCAUGUAGUGAAUUACGUGAUAUUCAACGUGGUUCAAAUAUUCAUAAUUUAGUUUCAUCUCGAUUAAAACAUGAUCCAUACAUAUUACCGUCGUUAAUACACUUCUACAGUUAUAUAAGAAAUAAUCAAGCAAAAAAAGCAAUUGAUCUUUUUAGUGAAAUAAAUAAUCCAGAUAAAAUUAUUAUCAAUCUUUUAUUUAAUGCAUGUGCUCAAUUAGGAACAACUAAAGAAUUAAAUUUAAUAAAAAAAGUUUUAUCAAAUAUUUCCGAAUCUUUUCAUUCAGAUCCAUUUAUUCAAACAUCAUUAAUUGAUGCAUUAAUGAAAUGUGGUGAUAUAAAUUAUGCUCAAUUAUUAUUUGAUAAAAUAAAAAGAAAAAAUUUAUACAUUUAUGGAGCAAUGAUGAAAGGUUUUAUAAAAAAUAAUAUGGCUAUUAAAGCAAUUGAUAUAUUCAAUGAAAUAAAAAAUCCCAAUGAAGUUAUCGUUAAUUUUUUCUUUAAUGCUUGUGCACAAUUGAGAAAUAAUCAAGGAUUAAAUUUGAUAAAAAACGUUCUAUUAAAUAUUCCUCAAAGUUUUCUUUCGGAUUCUAAUCUUUUAACAUCUUUAAUUGAUGCAUUGAUGAUAUGUGGUGAUAUAAAAACAGCUGAAACAUUAUUUGAAAACUCUAAAAUGAAAACAUUAUCUAUGUAUAGUGUUAUGAUGAAAGGUUUUAUAAUAAAUAAUAUGGCUAAUAAAGCAGCUAAAUUAUUCGAUGAUAUUAAGAAUCCGAAUGAAAUUGUUAUUUGUCUUUUAUUUAAUGCAUAUGCUCAAUUAGGAACAACUAAAGAAUUAAAUUUGAUAAAAAAAAUUUCAUCAAAUAUUUCAGAUUCUUUUCAUUCGAAUCCAUUUAUUCAAACAUCAUUAAUUGAUGCAUUAAUGAAAUGUGGUGAUACAAAUUAUGCUCAAUUAUUAUUUGAUAAAAUAAAAACUAAAAAUUUAUACAUUUAUGGAGCAAUGAUGAAAGGUUUUAUAAAAAAUAAUAUGGCUAUUAAAGCAAUUGAUAUAUUUCAUAAAAUUAAAAAUCCUGAUCGGGUUAUUUAUCUUCUUUUAUUUAGUGCUUGUGCACAAAUAGCCACAGAAGAAGCAUUAAAUUUGACGAAAAAAAUCUCAUCAAAUAUUUCUCAAGUUUUUCUUUCGGAUUCUAGUCUUUUAACAUCUUUAAUUGAUGCAUUGAUGAUGUGUGGUGAUAUAAAAACAGCUAAAUCAUUAUUUGAAAAAUCAAAAAUGAAAACAAUGUCUAUGUAUAGUGUUAUGAUGAAAGGUUAUGUAGUAAACAAUAUGGCAACUAAAGCAAUUGAUAUUUACAAUAAUAUUCGUAAAGAUGAAUAUCAAAGAGAAAAUAAUCAUAGCAAAAUAUCGGAUUUAUUUAAUGUAAUAGAAAAUGAUUAUUCUCAAUCAGAUAUAACUAUUUACCUUUGGUUAAUCAAAGCAUUAUCUCAAAUAGCUAUUUUUUCAAUAUCACAAACGUUUGUUAAACAUAUUCCAAACUGUUAUCUUAGGAAUAAUCGAAUUCGAAAUUCAUUAAUCAACAUGUGGGGAAAAACUGGUUCUAUUGAUCAAGCAGAACGAAUUUUUAAUAAUAUAUCUCAAUUUGAUCAUGUUGGAUAUACAGCAAUGAUUAAUGCUUAUGGGUUAAAUGGUAUGGGUAUGCAAGCAGUAGAACUCUUUCGUAAAAUGCCAAAAGAAUUUAUUGAUGAAUCGGCUUACGUUUGUGUUUUAAAUGCUUGUUCACAUUCAGGACUCGUUGAUGUAGCUCGUUCAAUCUUCAACAAUAUUUCAAUGAAAACAGAUUUUAUCUAUACAACUAUGAUUGAUUGUCUUAGUCGUGCUGCUAUGUUUGAAGAAGCACAACAAUUGAUUGAUGAAUUUGAAUAUCAUCAUGCGCCUGUAUGGUCAAUGUAUAUGGCAAUAUUGUCCGGUGCACGUAAUGAAACAAAUACUAAUUUAUCACAGAAAAUUUUUGAUCGCAUGAAAAAUCUUUUUCCUGAAUUAAAAAAUUCAUUGGUAUCAGCUUCAAUUCUUCUUUCUAAUGUUUAUGCAUCAUCAGGUGAUAUUGCAAAGGCAUCAAGCAUAAGAAUUCAAUUAGAAAAAUCAGGUGCAAAGAAAAAAAUCGGUUUAUCAAUCACUGAAAUCGAUGGAAAAAUCUUGCAAUUUCGUGCUCAUGACCAAUCACAUCCUCGAUCAUCUGAUAUAUAUAUUGAGGCUGAUCGAAUAUCAAAAGAGCUUAUUAAAUAUGGUCAUGAAUAUGAUUCAAGUUGGAUAACACGACCAAUGCAACCUGAUGAAACAACUGAAUCAAUUCUGUGCGGACAUAGUGAAAGGUUGGCUAUUGCAGCUCAUUUUAUUGAUAAUCGAAAACCCAAAACAAUUCAAAUUACGAAAAAUCUUCGUAUUUGUCGUGAUUGUCAUCGAGUGACAAAAUUAAUUGCUGCUCUUCGUCAAUGUGAAAUUGUGGUUCGUGAUGCAAAUCGUAUUCACCGCUUCUAUACAAAUGGACAAUGCUCAUGCAAUGAUUAUUUUUAA